ACUGUGUGACGUCUUCGAGCGUGUCAGCACGUGUGUUCUGGCCGCAUUUGCUCGGGUAACGGAGUGAAGGGCCAUUUUUCGGAGUUGCUGAUGCUGAUCCAGUUGGAUCCUUAACUAUCACCUGCUGUCACUAAUAAUAAUCUCUUUUUUACAGAAUUUAUUUUAGUUAAAUUUUAAUAGUUUUUUUUUUAAAUAUGAAUGAAAUAGAAAGCUUGCAACAGAGAGUCAUAGAGCUCGAAAAUGAGCUGCGAGAAAAGAAAGAUAGAGAUGCAACAUUAACGAGGGAAAGGAUUGAACAUAUGUCAGAUGAAGUAGUGGAUUCAAACCCAUAUAGUCGAUUGAUGGCAUUGAAGCGUAUGGGUAUUGUUGAAAAUUAUGAGAAAAUACGAGAAUUAACGGUAGCUAUAGUCGGAAUUGGUGGUGUUGGUAGUGUAACAGCAGAAAUGUUGACAAGAUGCGGUAUCGGAAAGUUGCUACUGUUUGAUUAUGAUAGUGUAGAACUUGCAAAUAUGAACAGAUUAUUUUUUCAACCUUAUCAAGCAGGCCAGAGUAAAGUAGAGGCGGCAGCAAAUACUUUGCGUUACAUAAAUCCUGAUGUGGAAAUUGAAAUACACAAUUAUAAUAUUACGACUGUUGAUCAUUUUCAAGAUUUUAUGAAUACAAUAAGUAACUCUAGUUUGAAAAAUGGUCCAGUCGAUUUGGUACUGAGUUGUGUCGAUAAUUUUGAAGCUCGCAUGGCAAUAAAUACUGCAUGUAACGAACUUAAGCAGAAAUGGUUUGAAAGUGGAGUAUCUGAAAAUGCAGUGUCCGGUCACAUUCAAUUUAUUGUACCUGGUGAAACAGCCUGUUUUGCAUGUGCUCCACCUUUGAUUGUAGCAUCUAGCAUUGAUGAGAAAACCUUGAAACGUGAAGGAGUAUGCGCUGCAUCAUUACCUACUACGAUGGGUAUCAUAGCAGGCUUUUUGGUGCAAAAUGUUUUGAAGUUUUUAUUAAAAUUUGGAAAAGUGUCUCAUUAUUUAGGUUACAAUGCUAUGGAAGAUUAUUUCCCUACUAUGACUUUGCGGCCUAAUCCAAAUUGUGAUGAUGUAUAUUGUAAACAAAGGCAAAAAGAAUAUUUGACAAUGCCAAAAAUUCAACAGAAACAAAAUGUUAUUGAAGAAAAACCUGUACACGAAGAUAAUGAAUGGGGAAUUUGUUUGGUUGAUGAACAAAGUAAUCAUUCGAAUGAAAAAACAUGCGUAUUAUCAACUCCAGGUGUGCGACAUGCAUAUACUGUACCAGCGCCUACAUGUACAAGCAAUUCAGAAGGACAAACUGUUCCUGAAUCUACAGGAUUAAGUUUAGAAGAUUUAAUGGCACAGAUGAAAUCAAUUUGAAGAUAAUUUAAUAUAGACAAUGCCACAUUCCAUAUUAAAAAAUUUUUAAACUUUUAUAUUUACACAAUAUCAUAUGUAAUUACUUUGUCUUAGAUACGUAUAAAAUUACUUACUUCUUAUAAUUUGUAAAAUUAUCUACAUGGUUACUACAAAAAAGUAAUUUUCUAAUAACAGUGUAUUUUACGUGACGAUAGCAAUUUAAUAUUAAUGAAAAGAAUUAUGAAAAACGUGCUUAAUAUAAUAUUGUUUAAUUUCUGUAAUUCGUUUAUUUUCAAAAUAUUUAUACUUGUUUAUACUGAUUAGUAGUACAAUUAUAUCAAAACUUUAUUAAUAAAUAUUGUACAAGAACAAAA
Molecule: messenger RNA, 1729 nt
Organism: Wasmannia auropunctata (little fire ant)
Lineage: Eukaryota; Metazoa; Arthropoda; Insecta; Hymenoptera; Formicidae
Gene: Uba5
Product: ubiquitin-like modifier-activating enzyme 5
Exons: 6
Coding region: 195-1376 (393 amino acids)
Biological process (GO): protein ufmylation
Cellular component (GO): cytosol; cytoplasm
Molecular function (GO): UFM1 activating enzyme activity
Source: RefSeq, a predicted model, not a curated record